Nymphaea colorata (pocket water lily) is the source of this 345-nucleotide messenger RNA. RefSeq lists its product as uncharacterized. The coding region runs from base 1 to 345 and encodes 114 amino acids. The transcript has a single exon. The record is from RefSeq and is a predicted model, not a curated record. NCBI's taxonomy places the organism in Eukaryota, Viridiplantae, Streptophyta, Magnoliopsida, Nymphaeales, Nymphaeaceae.
AUGGUGGCCGGAGCAUCUUCGGGGCUCGGCUGUGAGUUCUGCCUCGACCCUGUCAAGGCCGGCUGCAACGUCGUGGCCGCAGCCCGCAGGACCACCCUCCUCCAGUCCCUCAGUGACGAGAUCAAUGCCAUGCGUGACCGGCAGGCGAGAUGUGGCAGCGCGGUGGCCUUACAGCUCGAUGUCAGCGUGGAGGUCGUCAAGAAGGCCUGGGCCGUCUUUGGAAGGAUCAACGUCCUCAUCAACAAUGCUGUAAUAUCAUACCUAUCAAAGAAAAACGUUCAAAUCUGGCUCACGGCAAUCAUGAGAGAUCAAGCCAACAAGGAAGUUUUCAAUCAAAUAAUGUAA